GUUAAUGCUGGGGUUCUGUGCCCUGCCCAGGUGGGGAUCCUCGGCCRCCGCAUGAGCGCGUCCUGGCCGGGCCAUGGCCUGGCCACCGGGGCUGCUGCUGUCCCUGUCCCUGUCCCUGCUGCUGCUGCUGCUGGCCGGCCACGCUCCGGCCACACGGAGCCGUGACUUCAGCGCCAAGGACAUCGUCUACCUCCACCCGUCCACCACACCGUAUCCUCAUGGAUUUAAGUGCUUUACUUGUGAAAAAGCCUCGGAUAACUACGAGUGCAACCGCUGGGCUCCGGACGUUUACUGUCCCCGAGGGACGAGGUACUGCUUCAGCCAGCACAUGAUGAAGGCCAGCGGGGAGAGYGUGUCGGUGACCAAACGCUGCGUGGCCCUGGAGGAGUGUCUGAGCACGGGCUGCACCUACAUCAGGCACGAGGAGUACAAGGUGUGCACCUCGUGCUGCGAGGGCAGCAUCUGCAACCUGCCCCUGCCGCGCAACGCCACGGACGCCGUGUUCUCCACGCUGUCCCCGCUCAACGGGGGGACACCGCCACUGUCCCCUCCCGGCCUGGGGACACCGCUGGGGCUGUGCCUGGGGCUGCUGGCACAGCGCUGGCUGGCGGCGACAGCCACGGGGACAGCGACAGCGACAGCGGCGGUGCCACCCUGGGAUGGCUGAGCCACCUCUGCGCGCAAUUCCCUCCGCGAGUUCGCAAUUCCGCGAGCGGAAUUCCCUCCUCCUUGGGGACAUCGCUGGGGCUGCUCACGGUGACAGCGACAGCGACAGCGACAGCAGCGGUGCCACCCUGGGAUGGCUGAGUGCCCCGAGAGGCGCAAUUCCCUCCGCGAGUUCGGAAUUCCAUGGGUGCUGUCCCCUCCUCCUUGGGGACAUCGCUGGGGCUGCUCACGGUGACAGCGACGGGGACAGCGACAGCGGCGGUGCCACCCUGGGAUGGCUGAGCCGUCUGAGAGGCGCAAUUCCCUCCGGAGUUCGGAAUUCCAUGGGUGCUGUCCCCUCCUCCUUGGGGACAUCGCUGGGGCUGCUCACGGUGACAGCGACAGCGACAGCGGCGGUGCCACCCUGGGACGGCUGAGCCGCCUCUGCGCGCAAUUCCCUCCGCGAAUUUGGAAUUCCGCGAGCGCGCUGUCCCCUCCUCCUUGGGGACAUCGCUGGGGCUGCUCAGGGUGACAGCGACAGCGACAGCUGAGCCACCCCCGGCACCCGCAUUUCCUCCUGGAAUUUGGAGAAUCCCGAGUUUGGGAUGGGGAUGCAGCCGAAGGGAGCGACAAUCCCGCGUCUCUCCUGGAAUUCCUGGAAAGAAUUCCCAGAAAGAAUUCCCAGAAAGAAUUCCCAGAAAGAAUUCCCAGAAAGAAUUCCCAGAAUCCUGCGCUAAGCACGGGAUUGUUUAGGCUGGAAUAACCUCUUAGGCUGGAGCAGCCGCAAAGCCCGGCCUAAUUUUGAUCAAAUCUGGAUUAUCUGGGUGAAGAAAUGGUGUCAAAGUGUCGCGUCACCGCUCACCCCUGGGGAGUGUCACUCCCCAGCUCAUUAACCCCGCCAGCUCAUUAACACGCGCUAAUUAACACAGAAUCUGCAGCAAUCCCGGGAUGGGGCAGGAAUUGGCAGCGAGGAAGCAGCGCUUGGAGGGGARGAGGCAGCGGAUCCAGCAGAAAACCGCUGGAAUUGAAAAACUGAAUCUGAAAAAUYCCCAAAAUCCUCAUUCCAGGAGGAUCUGAGAUCCACAUCCCUCAGCUGCGAGCAGGGAGGAGGAUGAAGAGCUGGUUUAGGGGGAAUAUUUCCAAUAUUUUCUCAUUUUAACCCCAAACCUCCCAAUCUGAGAGAGAAAAAACUGAUCCUGGAUAACUCCUGUUGUUUUAUUUUUAUGGGAUUUGGGCUGCUCCCAGCUCCAGCUGUGUUUGGGUGCCCGGAAAUCACGGAUGCAAUAUUUAUUUUUGUAUGUUGAGGAGGGUUUUAAAGCUUUGGAAACGCUUUAAACGCCGAUUUUGCCAGGAAAAAUGGACGAUUUGCAAGUCUGUACUAUAGAAAUUAUCAGAAAUAUAUAAAAAUAUAUACAGAAAUAUAUAAAAAUAGAUAUAAAAAUCUUUUACAUCACUUUUUAAGAAAGAAUCAACUUUGUUUUGCAAAGGCAGUAAUAAAAGCAGGGUGUCAUGGACUUGCUUUAAGCUGUUUUAUAAUUAAUUUUUUUUU
Molecule: messenger RNA, 2194 nt
Organism: Malurus melanocephalus (red-backed fairy wren)
Lineage: Eukaryota; Metazoa; Chordata; Aves; Passeriformes; Maluridae
Gene: LYPD6
Product: LY6/PLAUR domain containing 6
Exons: 4
Coding region: 74-667 (197 amino acids)
Biological process (GO): positive regulation of canonical Wnt signaling pathway
Molecular function (GO): acetylcholine receptor inhibitor activity
Source: RefSeq, a predicted model, not a curated record